Capsella rubella is the source of this 520-nucleotide messenger RNA. RefSeq lists its product as uncharacterized. Lineage: Eukaryota; Viridiplantae; Streptophyta; Magnoliopsida; Brassicales; Brassicaceae. The transcript has 2 exons. The record is from RefSeq and is a predicted model, not a curated record. Bases 33 to 281 code for a protein of 82 amino acids.
AUAAGUAUACCCCAAAAUAUAUACUUCAAAAUAUGUAUAAGGUUGUUUGCUUACUAGCUUUGAGUUUCCUGCUGCUCUUUGGUUUACCAAACACAGCAGAGGCUCGAGUACUACUACCAUACGAAUCUCCAAACCCCAGAGAAGGGGUUUGGGAUCAAAAGAUGAUAAAAGAGAUAAAGGCUGAGGUAGAUAGAAGUUGUUCAUCUCGUGCAGGUGGAAGAGGGCCACCCAAUAGACCAGAAUCACAUAUACCAGGCUCCCCAAAACGAUGUAAUCCUUAGCGAUCAUAUUAGUAGCUAAGUAUAUAUAGUGCACUUUUAAUUUGUCCUAAACUGUAAUAUCUUUUUUCUUUUACGUUAUCAAUCUUCUCCAAACAUAAGAAGGUAGUCGUUUAUUUUUUGGUUCUAGGUCUUGAAUAUCAUACAUUUGUAGUAGCUAGACCACUUGGUAUGUGAGACUUUAAGUGAACUAGAGCAAUAUGUCCUAUGGGUUUUUAUGAAAUUGGGAUCACUAGCCAACU